GAUAGUCGCGCCGGCGGACUGCAGCCGCUGCUCCUCCGCGUCCCGCUUUUCGGCCAGCGCUCGCACGGGAAGGAGAACGGUUUCGCGAGAGCCGAAACGUCGUGUCGCCGGCGGCCAGCGCCUGUCGAGUGCGUGCGCGCGUCUUGCACCCCGAGCUUCUCUCUUCGGACACCUCAUCGUUGUGCUCGGUACUACGGGAAGUGCAGUCGUGAAGCUCGCCGGGAGUUCUCUAGUGGAGUUUCGUUUCGCACUGCGACAUAGUUGGCGGCGGCGAAUCUGACCGGUGGUCUCCUGGUGGCCGACAUCGGUGCUGCAUGUCGCUACGGACCGCGUUGCCCCGUUUGGUGUGUGUGUUUGUGGACGGGUGUCUCGUGGGUGUGCGCGGCCGGUCGGCCUGUACCGCUUACGCGGAUUCCUGACGGAUUUCUAGAAGAACGAGCACGUCGCGAUCGAGGGAUCGCCAUACUACAGGAGUGAGCCUACGGCGGAGUCUCUCGGUGACGCCACCUCAGAGGCGACCAUGAUCAGCCGGCGGAAGAUCCUCUCCCGGUCCCGGGACGAGCUGAACGUGGACUUUACCGUCGAGGACGAAGAGGACGUCUGGUACCAGAAGGAGAAGCUCUUCAAGGAGCACAUUCAGGAGGUGCUGAACAAAUGGGGCCAAAUCGACGACGAGAUAUGGGCCAAGAUCAUCUGCAUGGAGCGCAACCGGCGCGUGGCAAAGGCAUACGCCCGCGCAUCUGUUCUCACCAUCAACGGCUCCAACGAGGGCUUCGACGGGUACAGAAUCGGCCUCUGCGGCUUCGACAACCCGAUGCGGGAUCCUAGGACCGAAGAACUAAAGAAACAAAUCGGCCAUGGAGUGAAAAUCAAGAUGGACGAGGCAGGCAACAUCAUGAUAAAGCGGGCCAGCAAAAGCAACGUCUACAUCAAGGAGAUCACGGGCGGGGAAAACAACAGCGUCAGCGCAGACAUCAUCCGCAACAAUGGCCUCCUGGAGUACGACAAGCCCGUCAAGCUGUUCGACAUCAAGAAGUUCCAGCAGAACGUGUCCCGUGAGCUGAAGCGUGCCUACCCGGACAGGCGGCACCUGGAGGCGCAGUGCCUCAGCUGCGUCUGCUUCGUCAAAGACAGCCCCGAACUCCUGGACUGCGCCGUCUGGGUCAUGGUCAUCAACAUCGUCGCCCUCGACAUGCUCAAGACCAAGCUGCCUCCACCCAUGUCCAAGCGCCAGAGCGCCCCGAACCUGGUGAGCGUCUUCGACCGGCCGCUGAGGCUGCCCGAGGAGGACCCGUACAGCCUGCCGGGAGCCGUGCCGCGUCAGCAGCCGCAGCCGCCCAGGGAGUCGAAGCCACCGAAGCUGCCGCCGAGGGACUUGCCUCGCGUCAGUGUGCCCAGGCCUGACUACGAGGACGUGGAUCCUGCAGUCCGACCUCCACCUCCUAUCAACCGGAAAAAGAACCCUGGUUUCUACGAUGACCCGUACUACUGCGGCUUCCGGGCGCGCGUUCCCAACUUCGCCAAGCGCGGCCAGGAGGACGGCCACCACGCGGCAUCCGGUGCCAUGGCGGGCGCUCCCAUGCCGCGAAGCCACAGCCAGAACUACCUGAGCCUCUUCAAGGGACCCGAACGAUCCAUCUACGACUCGGCUUACGGAAGCUGCUCCACCGUCACGCACCACGCACCAACAGGAGGAGCAGGAGGAGGCUUCAGCGGCGGCUCCAGCGGCGGCUCCAGCGGCGACGACGACUACUCCAAGAUCUACGGCCGCAUCGGCCGGGGAGGACCGAGCGGCCCCUCGUCGGCCUACAACCAGCUGCCCCGCCAAGUGUACGUCGGCGAGUGGGAAUGACAGGCGGCCCGCGACGGGGUCGCCUCCCGUCGUCGAGGCCGCCAGCCUACCGUUCCGCUGUCGCAGCUACCGAACCCGCAGCAGCCCCUCGCGUCGCGACUUCCUCCGCCACUGCCGCAGCCUCGAUGCUCGAGGUCCCUGCCGACCGGCGCCGCGGCACCACAGCCGCCGCCCGCCUGGAAGCCGCACAAGAGAAGCGCCCUCUAUGGCCGAGUCAGGGCCGUCUUCUCCAGCGGGAAGCACUGAUUCGAGCCCCGACCGCCAAGCAUGUGCUCGAGAAGAAACCGCAAGCCGAGUGUGACACGCGACACUUUCUGCAGCGCAGAAACUGCUCGAAGAACAGGCAAGACGGGAUGGCCGAGGCAUCUGCUCUGGUUUCUGCUAUUCUCUGGUACCACCUGGACAAGGUAAGCGACGACUGCGGAGACACCGAAUUGUGCUCUGCGUAGCGCGCCUAAAGCCCAGGUAGCAACCUCAUGGCCGGCAAAAAACGCUGCCUCGCCUGCUAUCGGGAUCCUGAAGCAUGCCUACGUUUCUGCUUUCAAAGACGCCACCGGCCACACGUUUGGAGCGUGGUGAAUGUCGUGGAGGCCACCGUGUGCUGCGCCACCACCCCUAAUGACGAAGCAAAUGAGCAUGGAAUUGGAAAACGGUCGCGGCUGGACUCGUCUUGCAUGUUGCAAUCACAAAGAAAACACGGGCCGCUUUCGUCCCGGAAAGUGAGCCACGAAAUUUCUCACUCGGCUGCGGUGUUGUUGCCAGACCUGAGGAUCACGCACGUCGUCCAAUUUUCGCCAAGGGCGACAGACCAGGAGUGCGAAUUCCGAGGGACAUCCACUGCCGAUGUGCCGUGCGGCGGCUUGUUCGUCGAAACAGUGCUUCCAGAUUUCGGGCAGGCGGUUGAACUACGGCGGCGUGGCUGCUGUUUUCGACGUGAAAAUACGUCUUCAAUCUUGCCAUGUGGCGGUUCGUCGAAGUCACGAGGUUUAUGACCAGAUACAUGGUCCAGACAAGCCGAGCAUCGGGUCCGCGGCUCUAUGAGGAACAACGUCUUUUAUUUCAAUGUUUGUUUUGCAUUUGUUUAUCGGUGUGCUUGUGCUGCGUGCCCGUGCGUGAAUGUGUGUGGCAGGUCGAAUGCGAGAGUGAAGAGUGGCCAGCGCCGCAUAGCGGGAGGUUGCUUCCUCAGCGAGGAAGGAGAGAAGGACACGUAGGGCGGUUCCGAGUGCCCCGUUAUGCAGCAAUGAUCGAGCGACGAAACGGUGUUCUUUAUUUUUCAUUUUUGCUUUUGAAGGUGUGCACUGAAACUACUGUGAGACUGUUGCGACCAGCCUGACUGUACAUUUUAGGAACCAAGCAAGCACAUUCGUCGUCGCCACUGACUCCCGCGACGUGCGCGAAGCAGUGUGCCUCUGCUUGCAAUGUUUGUUGUGGUCUCUCCUCUUUUUCUUACUGUUCCAGCCGCACGCAGACGUUCUAGCAGUCAAAUUUGGCUGACGAUCGCUUCCUUUGUUUACUUGUUUAUUUUUCUUUUAUCCUACGUUGUUAUCCUGAUCGCCUGUAGACGAGACAGAACGCUUUGCGCUUGAACGCGAGCUAGCGUCUCGCAUGUCGCUUUUAUUUCAUUGUGGUUAUUGUAUUUUAUUCUAAGCAGUAGAGAUGAACGUCGUGGAACCCCGACACUUGCAUUGCAGAGUCCUAAUCGCAAACGAAAUGCUCCCAUCGCGAAACCAGGGAAGUAAUUCGUCCAUUCUUUCCAGUGAACGUUAGUUCUGAACAUAACCGGCACAAGUAAGAACACUCUGGGCUUGUUCUUGGAAGCCUAGGUAUCCCGUUGAUGGCGUAGGGAUUUCCUCUGAACAGGCAAUGUGUACUGGAUCAGCACUCUGCAAAGUGCUGAAAAUGAACUUGUACGGUCACUUCACUAAGGUAAGAAUGGGGUAUCCUCGAUGUUCCCUUCUGCAAGUUGUCCCUUUGCCUUGGUUUGUUCUACGUGCGUAAUACUUGUUAUUGUUACACCGGAGCCCCUGCAUUUGUACUCCACUGUAUAGAUAGUUUGCUCAGUGCUUCGUGUUACCCUUAUUUUCGUUUCUACUGCGUUGUGUUGCAAUAUCUACACGUUGUACUCUUUCUCGCUACUUUUCGCGGAAUUCUACUGCAGCAACUGGCUGGGGAGCAAAACGACCAAGGUGUCAAAAAGGGGGUGCUUCCAAAGUGGAAGAAAACAACAGUGCUUUUGUUAAGUUCAUCAUAACAAUGAACAGAGUCUGAUUAAUCGAACAAGCUAGCACAGCCAGCAAUCUGCUGCGGAAACUCGGUGGGAAUGGUAAAGCCAUUCGGGUAGCAAUGAUGGCUCCCCAAAUAAUAGUGACGUCCAGCUGCCGUCACAGUUCCAAGAGUUGCCGUGUUAUGCAUUGCCAUCGUGCACCCCACAUCAUACGCAACUUAAAUCGCAAUGAAGAUCACAGACCCCGUAACUUUUCUCCAUGAAGUUUCACUUCCAGCUAUUCGCGGCAGAAAGUUAUUCGUAAUUUUCAGAAAAUUGAAACCACGAAAAACGACCGAACGAGUAUGUUUACUGUUGGUCUGACAUUCCCCAACCUUGUUUUUUUUUUGUUUUGUUGUUCGCACUUUCUUGUCUUUUCGCUACUUCAAGACAGUGUUCAACGUUGCCAACCCACUGAUGACACCUAAUUGUUCUCUUACGUGUCCUGUUGUUGACGACGGUGAUGUCCGGUAAUGCUAAGUUAAUGACCUGCAAAAAAAAAAAAAAAGCUCUUUUGCUUCGUGCUGUUGUGGAGAGAAUGUACGAAGUGUGACGUCUGCGCACCGAUGGUGACGCACAUACCUCUCGCCGGAAGAAGGCCCGUUGUGGAAGGUAAAGGAGGAAACAAAAGAGGGAAGAAACUGCCAAGCUUGUUAUUGUAAUUACAAGUUGUUUUGACUAAUUUCUUCGUUAUUUAAUGAACUCGUGUAGCUUGUUUCAUUUUUUUUUUCCUUCGCGAGAAGUUCAUUGCUAAUAAAAACAAGACUUUCAGACGUUAA
Messenger RNA from Dermacentor andersoni, 4894 nucleotides. RefSeq lists its product as uncharacterized. Lineage: Eukaryota; Metazoa; Arthropoda; Arachnida; Ixodida; Ixodidae. Gene Ontology annotation, biological process: regulation of DNA-templated transcription. The record is from RefSeq and is a predicted model, not a curated record. Gene Ontology annotation, molecular function: protein binding.